GACAGCAAAUGACAGCGGUGUUCGCUCCUGCAGAAGCCAGUGUGAGUCGGCUAGCCUCCACCAAACAAUUCCUCCGAGGUCAACAAAUCUUUUGAUCAGCUGUGUUUAGAGAGAUUGUGAACAACUACCACACACUAAUUACGAUCGUCAUUUACCUCUCUGCCUUCGUGAGCUGUUGAAGAUGGUGAAGCCAGACAUCCACACUCUGGCCCACCACCUGAAGCAGGAGAGGCUGUAUGUGGCGUCAGAGAAGCAGCUGAUCCAAAGGCUCAACAGCGAUGUGCUAAAGACAGCUGAGAGGCUGUACAGGGCUGCCUGGAUCGCCAAGCAACAGAGGAUCAACCUUGAUCGUCUCAUUCUCACUAGUGCGGAGGCCUCUCCAGCCGAAUGCUGCCAACAUGCCAAAAUGCUGGAAGAUACUCAGUUUGUGGAUGGCUACAAGACUCUUGGCUUUCAAGAGACGAUCUAUGGGGAGUUCUUGGCCAGACUCAGAGAGAACCCCAGACUGGUGGCAUCCUGUCUGGUGGCAGGAGAGAGGCUGAACCAGGAACACACCCAGGGGGUCAUCCACAAUGUCUUCACCUCACUUUAUGGCAACUGUAUCAUGCAGGAGGAUGAGAGCUACCUGCUACAAGUUUUGCGUUAUCUGAUAGAGUUUGAGCUGAAGGAGAGUGACAACCCCCGCCGUCUACUGCGACGGGGAACCUGUGCCUUCAGCAUCCUUUUCAAACUCUUCUCAGAGGGCCUGUACUCUGCCAAGCUCUUCCUCACUGCAACACUUCAUGAACCCAUUAUGCAGCUCCUGGUGGAAGAUGAAGACCAUCUGGAGACUGACCCGGCCAAGGUGACUGAGCGCCUUACUCCAGCCCAGCAGGAGCGCUUUGGGGAGAAAGGCUCUGAAGGCUACAGACAAAGGGUGCAGGCAGCUGUGGAGGCCAAUGAAGCCAAGCUUGUAGCUUUGGUGAACAAAUUCAUUGGUUACUUAAAGCAGAACACCUACUGCUUUCCCCACAGUCUGCGCUGGAUCGUUUCCCAAAUGUAUAAAACGUUGUCAUGUGUGGAACGCCUUGAAGUAGGUGAGGUGCGUACCAUGUGCACAGACCUGCUAUUGACCUGCUUCAUUUGCCCAGCUAUAGUCAACCCAGAGCAGUACGGUAUUAUCUCAGAUGCACCCAUCAAUGAAGUGGCUCGCUUCAAUCUAAUGCAGGUGGGACAGCUUUUGCAGCAGUUGGCCAUGGCGGAUGAUGAUGCAGACCCAAGGAGGAAAAGCAGUUUGUCCAAAUUUGAUAAGAGUUGUGUAGCAGCCUUUCUGGAUGUAGUGAUUGGAGGAAGAGCAGUCGAGACUCCGCCAAUGUCCUCAAUGAACCUUCUAGAAGGCCUCAGCAGGACUGCAGUCUAUAUUACACAUAAUCAGCUUCUUGCUCUGGUGGACUUUGUUAGGAGUGUGAUGGCAGGAGACCACCUUCGGGAGGAGGAGCACAUGGCCCUGGAGACCCUGCUUGCCAAUGUGCCCCAGUCUAGAGCCGUGAAGAGCAACAGUCUGGAGCUCACUCCCUCCAACACCCCACAGCUCUCCCCAGCUACCACUCCUGCCAACAAGAAAAACAGACUCCCCAUAGGACAACACUUAGCUGCUAUUACAUCCUGGGACCCCACUUCCACCACUCUGUCUGCUCACAUUCCAUUAGUAACCCCUUUUGUGGAGUAUGGCUGUUCAUUACCAGCAGCUGCUCGUAGCCGCAGCCGUACCAACAUAGCCCAGGAGGGGGAGGCAGAGGCCAGCUCCCAGGAGUCCCUACAGGAACUGAUGCCAGAAGAGGUGCUGGUGAUUUCACUAGGAACUGGUCCUCAGAAUGUCCCUGGAAUGAUGUCAGAGAAUGAGGUUUUGAACCUGCAGAUGGCUGAUGGUGCCCAGGGGGAUGGACAUGCUGAUGAUACUAAACUGCAUGGUAAACCAGAUAAAACUCUACGCUUCUCACUCUGCAGCGACAACUUGGAAGGCAUCUCAGAGGGUCCAUCCAAUCGUUCCAACUCUGUGUCAUCUCUGGACCUGGAGGGGGAAUCUGUUUCUGAAUUGGGAGCUGGACCAUCAGGGAGCAACGGGGUAGAGGCUCUGCAGCUUUUGGAGCAUGAACAGGCUACCACACAGGACAACCUGGAUGACAAACUGCGGAAGUUUGAGAUCAGAGACAUGAUGGGCUUGACAGAUGAUCGGGACAUCUCUGAGACAGUCAGUGAAACGUGGAGCACUGAUGUUCUAGGGAGCGACUUUGACCCAAACAUGGAUGAAGAUCGGUUGCAGGAAAUAGCAGGGGCAGCUGCGGAGAACAUGCUCGGCAGCCUGCUGUGUCUUCCUGGCUCAGGUUCAGUGCUGCUGGACCCCUAUGGUUCCACUAUCUCAGAGACCACAAGUGAGGCCUGGAGUGUGGAGGUGUUGCCUAGUGACUCAGAGGCUCCAGACCUGAAGCAGGAGGAGCGUCUGCAGGAGCUGGAGAGCUGUUCAGGGGUUGGCAGUACCUCAGAUGACACAGAGGUCAGAGAGGUCAGCUCGAGACCAAGCACACCAGGCUUAAGUGUUGUGUCAGGUAUCAGUGCAACCUCAGAAGACAUCCCCAACAAGAUCGAGGACCUGCGGUCAGAGUGCAGCUCGGAUUUUGGAGGAAAGGACUCGGUGACCAGUCCAGAUGGGGAGGAGGCAGGCCACGGAGCACACCAUCUGACAUCUCCACCAUCACAGGCUGAUUCCUUGCUGGCCAUGUUCGAUCCCCUCUCCACCGGAGAAGGCUCUUCCACUGGAACAAUAGUGAGGCCCAAAGUGCACUAUGCCAGACCCCCUCACCCUCCCCCUGACCCUCCCAUCCCUGAAGCCAGUGCCCUGGGGCAGGAGACGCGCCACUCUCUCUUCACGCCUCACUGCUUGGCACAGGCCGAGCUGGAGCACACCAAGCAGCGCCACUCCUUCCCCGACAGGCUCGUCCGAAGCCGCAGCUCUGACAUUGUGUGCCCAGGCCGCCGGCCCACAAGUGAUCCUGGCCUUAACCGGCGGGUAGCAGUUGAAGAUCGUGACCCUGCAGGGGCUUUUGCCACAGGACCGUCUUCUUCUCCCAGCAAGGACUCCCUGAAAGGAGAGGCUGAGGACAGAAAAGACAGUGACGAUGAGAAGUCUGAUCGCAACAGACCAUGGUGGAAGAAACGUUUUGUGUCAGCCAUUCCCAAAGUGCUGUAUUGGACGGCUGAGAGUGAUGUCCCAGCUCCAAUUGCAGCAUUUCGGAAGAGGGACAAGCAGGAGAAAGACGAGAUUCCUCAGGAGCGUAUCCCACAAGAUGACCCAGUGCCCAGACAGAGUUCUCAAGCCCAGGCAGCUGAAGACAUUCUGGACAAGUACAGGAACAUCAAGAGGACCAGCCCAAGUGACGGAGCCACAGGUGGAGCUUCCUAUGACACUACAGGAGACCUUUGCGUUGAGGACAGCGUGCAUGACUCUCCAAGAGAGGAUACUCUGCAGAACAUUUCCACAGAUGACCUCCCAGACUCUGCCAGCCAGACAGCACAGCAGCAUGACUCCAAGUUCUCCUUUAGUGAUGCCAAGAAGAAAUUGAGGUUGGCAUUGUGCUCUGCAGACUCUGUGGCUCUGCCCAUCAUGGCUCCUGCAACCACAAGAAAUGGGCUACCUGACCACAUGGACCCUGAAGACAAUGAGAUCGUCUGCUUCCUCAAGGUCCAGCUUGCAGAGGCCAUCAACCUACAGGAUAAGAACCAGAUGGCCCAGAUUCAGGAGACCACGCGCUGUGUCAGCCGUUUUGAUUCACGCACCUGCAGGAAGCUGCUGGCUGCUAUUGCUGAGGAUUACAGAAAACGGGCACCAUACAUAGCCUACCUGACUAGGUGUCGUCAGGGCCUGCAGACCUCCCAGGCUCAUCUGGAGAGGCUCCUCCAAAGGGUGCUGAGGGAUAAGGAGGUGGCGAACCGUUACUUCACCACAGUCUGUGUUCGGCUCCUUCUUGAGCACAUGGAGUCCAAGAUGCUUGACUUUAUUAAAGCGUUCCAGGGGUGCACAGCGGCUGAUGACAAGACGGCAUCAGUGGAGGAUUUUCUGCGCUACUUGUAUGGUGCCAUGGCCCGUGAUGCCAUUUGGCAGUACGCUAGUGAGGACCAGCUGCAGGAUGCCCAGAUGGCGAUCGAGCGCAGCGUUAUGAACCGCAUCUUCAAACUGGCCUUCUACCCGAACCAGGAUGGAGAUAUUCUCAGAGACCAGCUUUUCCAUGAACAUAUCCAGCGACUCACUAAAGUUGUUACAGCCAAUCAUAAAGCUCUUCAAAUCCCAGAGGUUUACCUAAAAGAAGCCCCCUGGCCCUCCGCACAGUCAGAGAUCAGGACCAUUAACGCCUACAAGACGCCACGAGACAAAGUCCAGUGUAUACUGCGCAUGUGUUCCACCAUUAUGAACCUCCUCAGUCUGGCCAAUGAGGACUCUGUCCCUGGUGCGGAUGACUUUGUCCCUGUGCUCGUCUUUGUCCUCAUAAGGGCAAACCCGCCCUGCCUGCUGUCCACCGUUCAGUACAUCAAUAAUUUCUACGCCAGCCGGCUGAGUGGGGAGGAGUGCUAUUGGUGGAUGCAGUUCACCGCGGCGGUGGAAUUCAUUAAGACCAUCGACGAUCGCAAGUGAAGCAGAACAGCCACCUGUAUGGGCAGACUGCGGGGGAAGGAGCCGGGAGACUGGGAGACUUCCCAACCAACUGCUCCCUCUGCACAGCUAAUAAAACCUGGCCCUCAGCCUGCUCUUUAUUUGUAUAGCCUGUACAUAGCCAGAGACUUCGAAAGAUUACAAAAUAUAUAUUACUGUAUGUAUGUGGACAAAUCCAGGUUUUAGCUGUGGUAGAAAAACGGCUUUGGGGAAAAUUGGCAACAUAUUAACUCUGAUGUUGAUUUGGAUUUUUCCUUUUUAUCUUUUUUGUCUCGUCAUAUUUCACUUUUGGGGUCUGUACUAGAAAUUUUAUAUAGACGAUUAUCAAUAUGACAUUAAAUCAACCUAAAACAUAAUCCUAUUGAAAGGGACCAGACUUCCUUGAUGUAAUCACUGAUCUUUUUUUUUUUUCCCCUGAGUGAGAGGGAAGGGCUUCCAAUUAAAUUACAAUUUAACGUUCAUUAAAUGCAUUGUAACAUAGGGAUUUACAGUGCAUGAUGGUUACUCAGAUGAGAUUUAGUGACUAAUAAAUUCCCAAACAGUAGGGCAGCUUUUUUCAUGAAUUGUUUACUUCAUCCAAUUCCUAGACACAUCUGUCAGUGACAAUUUGGACAAAAGGGCCCACAUAUUUCUAUGAAAUAAAAUGUAUUUAUUUCUGUAAUUCUAUUUAAUGCUUUGUUUAAUCUUACAGGAGAAAAAUGCAUAUCAGGCCCAUUCAACAUGUCUGAGGCAAGUGAUGUAAUUACAAUGAACUUGCUAGAAAAGAGGUAGGAAGGCACCUUAGCAACGGGUAGCCCUUAGUGGGGAUGCAGGACGAACUGGAUACAGGGUCGACUCGUGCACAGAGUAGUGGUGGCAUGUAUGGAAAUAUUGAAAAUAGUGCCUUUGAUGUGGGGCGCUCUGUACAGGCAAUUAUUGAGUUUUUUUCUUAAACCAGCAUAGGCUGGCAGGCAUUAUCCUACCCCACACAUACACACUCCAAUGGGCCAACCACAUUUCACUGAGAAACCUUUGAAACCCGAACCUUUGGAAAUGGACAUCACAUUACUGAUUGUCAUAGCGUAGUACUGUGGUACUGGGUUGAACAAAUAUCCCCUUUGGUAUUAUAGAUCCUACCUCAGAGUUGAAACCAAUUAGCCUGAUGUCAGUCUGUCUACAGUACUGUAACUGUCCUACAUUGGUUGACAACAGAGUACUGGAUCACUUUUGCACUGGUCAAAGGUUUGCUGUUGAUUCGUUCAGUCAGUACCUUUUUCAUAGUAAUACAUUGAGGGCAGGAGAGGAAAGGUGGGCUACUGAACUGCUGUGAUACUUAUUCUGAUCACAUCACCCUUAAUUAACAUAAGCCUUUGUUUUUGCGAACAAUUUUGUUUCAGGCUUAGUUUCUGCUCUUAAAUCUGAAAUGCCACAUGUGUCUACAUGGGCUGAAUAGUGAACUAUUGGGAUUUUAGCUUUCUACCUCCUCAUAAGUUCGAGAAAGGGACUCCUGUUUAUGUGCACUUAUGUUUCUUUUUCCCAAUUUAGCGUGCUGUGAUCUCCCAGUGUCAUUGUAUCUUUCCAAUUAUAGUACGAGCAUGUCUGAUAACCCAGAAGUGACUAAAACUCCUUUUCUCUUGAAAUCCUCUGCUUCAUUUUUGUGCACAGAUGUGCCACAUGUAUUAUAGUUUCAAUAAUCCAUUUCUUUUCACAGUAAAUCACCUGACAGCACAAUACACAGUAGGAUAGAAGAGCAAAUAAUCAACACUAUCAACUUGUUACUGACUUGCAGUUAUGCUAAAGUGGUUGGUGUAGUACAUGAGUGUGGUUUUUGUCUAGUGAGUGUGUGAGAUGAUUGUGCGAUUGGACCCUCUGCCUCCUCUUGCAUGAAGUCAGUGAAUGGUCUAUACGUUCUCAAUCAUGCUAAAACAGUAGAAUAGGAUUAGUAUCUGACACAGGCCAGUAAUUGAACCUGCAAGAGGAUGCACAGCGUUUCUUUGUGUCUGUGAUACUUGCAUAUCAGAACGAUUUAUUUUGCACAAAAGAGAUGUCUUUUCCUGAAAAUUUGACAGGGAGCAGUGUAUUUUGAAAUUUCAUUACUGCUGGCCUUUACAGCCACAGCUAUUUAACAUAAACAUAUUGUAAUUAAAGUAAUAAUGGAGUGCAAAGUUAAGGACCUGACUGUUACUCUUUCAAGCUGAUGAACAUUCACAUUUGUGGACAGCAACGUAACAAAUGUGUUUUUAUAUCCCUCUACAGUAGCAUAUGCACCAGAUUCACUGAGGUACCGUGUGUAUUUGCAGUAUACUUCCUUGCAGGGUCUGUGUAAUCAAUUUGAUGAGAAAACCAUGCACUGGAAAAUCAAGUUGCAGGUUGCAUCUAUACUAAUUAGGUUUAUGUGAUGUCACUUUAAUUGGAAAUACAUACUGCACAAAUCUGAUGAAAUUAUUUGGACCUGGCUUAUGUUUCAGUGUUUCCUCAGAUAACCAGUCGCAGCUACGAAUGACCCCAGUGAAGUACUGAUCAAAACACCUAAUUAUUUACAAAAACAAUGUAUAUGACUGUGAUGGCAACUGUAUUUUUUAGCUCUUACUAUAUGCAAACCUCUAGGCGGCGGUGUCAAGUAAACAGACAAAGGUUUUCAAAGCUUUACUGCUCUGCUCCCUGUACAAUUGAUUCUAAAGGCUGAGCAGAGGAAAAAGUUUUACAUCUUACAUCUAAUUUUACAUUUAAUUGUAAGCUUGCACAAUGAUGACAUGCGGGAAAGCCGGUUUGUCUUUACUGUGAUUAUUAAUGCAUUAUGUAAUUCUUUGAAAACAAUAAAAGAAGCAGAAGUUUU
This is a messenger RNA of Sphaeramia orbicularis (orbiculate cardinalfish), 7499 nucleotides long. RefSeq names its product GTPase activating protein and VPS9 domains 1 (gene gapvd1). The transcript has 30 exons. NCBI's taxonomy places the organism in Eukaryota, Metazoa, Chordata, Actinopteri, Kurtiformes, Apogonidae. The coding region runs from base 182 to 4666 and encodes 1494 amino acids. Gene Ontology annotation, biological process: regulation of GTPase activity; vesicle-mediated transport. Gene Ontology annotation, cellular component: endocytic vesicle; cytosol. Gene Ontology annotation, molecular function: small GTPase binding; guanyl-nucleotide exchange factor activity. The record is from RefSeq and is a predicted model, not a curated record.